AUGUCCCCACCGGGUAUAAAUCGACCAAUCAGCAGUAUCAUUGGAUGUUCAUUGUGCAAAGGUGAUUCUAAUCAGCAGCACCGUUCAGUUAUUGAUGAGUUUAGCAUACUUCCUCAUCGUCCAUUAUUUAUCUCGAGCUCUUUUUUUAUAAGUUGGCUCUCGCAAGAUGAUCAGAGGGCUGGCCUGCUGCGGAAUGUGACAAGCGUACAAGUGUUUUGCUGAAAAAUCCAAAAACUUUUAUUUUUGUUUGGAGAGGAUUGAGCAAAAAGCGGUGUUGCAGAGAGGUUGUUUGGACAGCUGUCAUGUUGGAACUGUGAUAAUGAUGAUGAUGGAAAACAACGACACGUUCGAUUACCUGGAUGGCGUGGAUGGCGGAGGAUAUUUUAACGAGGACCCGGAGCUGGCAGCCAUCAAGGCCCGGGUGCUGGAGCUGGAGAUGGAAGAAGAGGCUGAGAGGAUGAGAGAGGAGGAGCACUGCGAGUCCGCAGAGAUGCAGCUGCUUUCCGGCAGCCCCCAGCCCGGGCUCUUCUACAACAUGACCCACGAGGAGAGGAUCGACGCGGACAACCGGUCCGUCUACGUAGGAAAUGUGGACUAUGGCGCAACAGCAGACGAGCUGGAGAUCCACUUCAAUGGCUGUGGGCCUGUCAAUAGGGUCACCAUACUAUGCGACCGCUUCUCUGGACACCCAAAGGGCUUUGCCUACAUCGAGUUCUCAGACAGAGAUUCGGUGCAGAGCGCCAUCGGUCUGGACGAGACUCUGUUCCGGGGCAGGGUGCUCAAGGUGAUGCCCAAACGGACCAACAUGCCAGGUAUAAGCACCACAGACCGCGGCGGGCCCCGUGGUGGUGGUCGCUCCAGAGGACGCGGGCCCCGCCCCCCGCGCUACCACAACGGCUUCCAGGGUCGCUUCCGCUACCAGUCGGCCCGGCCCCCCCACCCUGUGCCCCACCCUUACUAUGGAGGCCCCCCCGCAGGGAAGCGGCUGUGGGGACCCCCGGAGUACCGUGAACAAACCUCCAAACGCUACCCUUGCCUCCUCCUUAUCACCCCGCCAUCGGAGGAGGGUGGCCCAGGGCCAAGCGGCCACCACUACCCCCAGCAGCGCUAGCAUUAGAUUUAUAGGUGCUAGGGUUAGCAUUAGUGCUACUUUGGGGCUACUGUGGCGGGAAGUCGCAGAAAUGUGGAGCAUUCAAAAACUUCAGUGACUUUUUUUUUUGUUUUUUAUGAACUGUCUUCAUUCCAGUGGUGGCCGGGUUACAGGAGGUCUUGCGUCAUGAGGGGCGGAACGCACAGAUAAAAUGUGGGGUUAAUCAUUCAUUCCCACCCCACCUACUGGACAAGUGACCACAGGGGUCAUGUUGACCUUUUUAAUGUCCUGUGCCGUAGGCCCGAGGAAGGGAACCCAUGGGCUUGGGGUCCGUCUGGUGGCUGGCUACGGGACGGUGAGCCAGACCAAUCUGUUCCAUAGUGCUAACCUUCAGCUUUGUGUUUUACUCUCGGCACUAUGCAUGAUGCAAGCACCUAGCGAGGGCCUGGCUCUGCCAUGUCAGUCAGGACGUCCUCUGCAGUGGUUUUGAGUUGCAAGCAUGUCGAUGGCUGCAACCGCAAGCGCAUGUGACAAUCACGGCGCCAUUUCGUGUCUUUUUACGUUUGCUGCGAAUGUAUUGUUGACCGUGUUGUAAUUUAUAUUGUAUAUAAUUUUCUCAUGUGUUUAUAAUUUACCAGAUUACGUUUCAUAAGUGAAAAUCAUAAAUAAAAAUAAUCUAUUUAUCUUGA
Gadus morhua (Atlantic cod) is the source of this 1779-nucleotide messenger RNA. It is a transcript of the gene pabpn1l, whose product is annotated as PABPN1 like, cytoplasmic. NCBI's taxonomy places the organism in Eukaryota, Metazoa, Chordata, Actinopteri, Gadiformes, Gadidae. The record is from RefSeq and is a predicted model, not a curated record. Gene Ontology annotation, biological process: nuclear-transcribed mRNA catabolic process, deadenylation-dependent decay. Gene Ontology annotation, molecular function: poly(A) binding. Gene Ontology annotation, cellular component: nucleus. The transcript is spliced from 6 exons. Bases 320 to 1111 code for a protein of 263 amino acids.